GGAGGGGUCGGCAACGAGGGACCCCCCCGGAGAAACAGACGGAGGCAGAGUGGAGGCGGACAGAGUUCCAGCCGCUAGGAGUGGACACUGGACAGGAAGAGGGGCGGGGCCUCAGGUUACCCGGCGCAGCCUAGUGCUGGGGCUGACAGCAGCAGGGCUCAGAGCACGGCAUUACUGCGGCAGAGCACAUGGCAGCGUCAAGUGUUCCUGGUGCCCUGGGUCCCCCCGAGUAACCGGGCAUGUUCCUGGGCCUGGCUGCUCCCCAUGAUGUACAGGGCAGGGGAGCCAGUGAAGAGGCCACCCCUGGGGCCUGUGCCCCCGCGCUUGCGGAGCGUGGAGGUGGCCCGAGGCCGCGCUGGCUACGGCUUCACACUCGCAGGGCAGGCACCCUGCGUGCUCAGCGGAGUCAUUCGGGGCAGCCCUGCAGAUUUCGUUGGCCUCCGCGCCGGGGACCAGAUCUUCACCAUCAAUGAGAUCAAUGUGAAGAAGGCCUCGCACGAGGAUGUGGUGAAGCUCAUCGGGAAGUGCUCUGGCGUGCUGCGCCUGGUCAUCGGCGAGGGUGCCGGUCACCCCGAGGCCUGCUCCAGUGAUGACGAGGGCGGGCUCUGCGAGGGCAAGGGCUGGCUGAGGCCCAAGCUGGACUCCAAGGCCCUGGGGAUUAACAGGGCGGAGAGGGUUGUGGAAGAGAUGCAGUCAGGGGGCAUUUUCAGCAUGAUUUUUGAAAACCCAAGUCUUUGCAUGAGUACCCCAGAGCCCUCCCAGGGGAAGCAGAGAUCCCUGUCAGAGUCAGCCUCCGUGCGUCUGGAAGGCAGUCCCAAUGCUGUGCAAACCGGCCUACUCUCUAAGGAGGAGUUAGUGCGAGUGAUCCAUGAUGACUCUGUUUUCAGCGCCGGCCCGGAGAACCUGGACAGCUUCGCACUGGAUGCGAGUAUCCUGAAUGUGGCUAUGGUCGUGGGCUACCUGGGUUCCAUCGAGCUGCCCUCUACCAGCUGCAACCUGGAAUCUGACAGCCUGCAGGCCAUCCGUGGAUGCAUGAGGCGUCUUCGGGCCGAGCAGAAGAUCCACUCACUGGUCACCAUGAAGGUCAUGCAUGACCGCGUGCUGCUGUGCUCUGACAAGGCCUGUGUGGUGGCUGAGUACCCGGCCGAGAAGCUGGCGUUCAGUGCUGUGUGCCCUGAUGACAGGCGGUUCUUCGGGUUGGUGACUAUGCAGACAAACGAUGAUGGGAGCCUGGCCCAGGGCGAGGAGGGUGCCCUGAGGACAUCCUGCCAUGUGUUCAUGGUGGACCCUGACCUGUUCCACCACAAGAUCCACCAGGGCAUCGCACGGCGCUUUGGGUUCAUGUGCACGGCAGACCCUGACACCAGCGGCUGUUUGGAGUUCCCAGCAUCCUCACUGCCAGUGCUGCAAUUCAUCUCCAUACUGUACCGGGACAUGGGCGAGUUCAUCGAGGGCGUGCGGGCCCGUGCCUUCCUGGACGGCGAUGCCGACGCCCACCAGAACAACAGCACCAGCAGCAACAGCGACAGCGGCAUCGGGAACUUCAACCAGGAGGAAAAGAGCAACCGGGUGCUUGUGGUUGACCUGGGCGGGGGCCUGAGCAGGCACGGCCCAGGCAGCAGCGCCAGCUGGGAGGGCGCAGGUGCCAGGAGCUCGCAGUCCUGGGCUGCAUCCUGGAGCAGGUCCUUCUGCCACAGCCCUGAGGGGUGUGCCUCGUUUGAGGCCGGUCCACAGGCAGACAGGCUGCGGGACUUGAGCAAGCACCUGGGGCCAGCCUCGCACACUGAGGGCACCCCUGCCUCGCUGUGGAGUUCCGUCCCUCCUUCCAAGAGGGGCUCUGCCAGCACCAGCUGUGGUCUCAGCCAGAGGUGGCUUCCUGUACACGUACUCCAGGAGUGGCAGUGUGGCCAUGCCAGUGACCAGGAGUCCUACACGGACUCCACAGAUGGCUGGUCCAGUGUCAACUGUGGCACGCUGCCGCCCCCCAUGAGCAAGAUCCCCGCGGACCGCUACCGAGUGGAGGGGAGCUUCAUGCAGGCCCCGCUGAGUGCCCAGAAGCGGGACUGGGCCAGGAAGGCUUUUGGAAUGCAGAACCUCUUUGGGCCUUCUCGAAAUGUCAGGAGGACCAAGGAGGACAAAAAGGGCUCCAAAUUUGGCCGAGGAAUUGGACUUGCACAGACAUCCCAGCGCAGCUCUGCCCGAAGAUCCUUCAGAAGAUCCAAGAGGUUCAGCAUCACCCGUUCUCUCGACGACCUUGAGUCUGCAACUGUGUCUGAUGGGGAGCUGACGGGUGCCGACCUAAAGGACUGUGUGAGCAGCAACAGCCUGAGCAGCAAUGCCAGCCUCCCGAGCGUGCAAAGCUGCCGACGCCUGCGUGAGAGGAGGGUCGCCAGCUGGGCCGUGUCCUUCGAGCGCCUGCUGCAGGACCCUGUCGGCAUCCGAUACUUCUCUGACUUCCUAAGGAAGGAGUUCAGUGAGGAAAACAUUCUCUUCUGGCAGGCCUGCGAGUAUUUUAAUCAUGUUCCUGCACAUGACAAGAAAGAGGUGGAAACGCACCGUGCACCUGUGUGUCCGCGUCCUAGCCUGCUCAGGCCUCUCUGCCGUCAGCUGUCCCACAGGGCCAGGGAGAUUUUCAGUAAGUUCCUGUGCAGCAAAGCUACAACGCCCGUCAACAUUGACAGUCAGGCCCAGCUGGCAGACGACAUCCUCAACGCGCCGCACCCGGACAUGUUCAAGGAACAGCAGCUCCAGAUUUUCAACCUGAUGAAGUUUGAUAGCUACACGCGCUUUCUGAAGUCACAGCUGUACCAGGAGUGCAUCCUGGCCGAGGUGGAGGGCCGUGCCCUCCCAGAUGCCCAGCAGGUGCCCAGCAGCCCGGCCUCUAAGCACAGCAUUGGCUCUGACCACUCCAGCACGUCCACGCCCAAGAAGCUGAGUGGGAAAUCAAAGUCGGGAAGAUCCCUGAAUGAAGACGCAGGGGACGAGGACAGUGAGAAGAAGCGCAAAGGGGCCUUCUUCUCCUGGUCAAGGAGCAGGAGUACGGGGCGGUCCCAGAAGAAGAAGGAGCCCGGAGACCAUGGCCAAGACACCCUUCCCACCAAUGGAGGUUUGUGCCGCCGCCGAGAGUCCCAGGGCUCCGUGUCCUCUGCAGGGAGCCUGGACCUGCCAGAGGCCUGCAGGACCCUGGUGCCAGAAAAGGACAAGGCUGUGAAGCACUGCUGCAUCUACCUCCCAGAUGGGGCAACCUGUGUGGUGGCUGUCAAGUCCGGCUUCUCCAUUAAAGAGAUCUUGGCUGGCCUCUGCGAGCGGCACGGCAUCAAUGGGGCUGCUGUGGACCUCUUCCUGGUGGGCGGGGACAAGCCUCUGGUGCUGCAUCAGGAUAGCAGCAUCCUGGCAUCACGGGACCUGCGUCUGGAAAAGCGCACGCUCUUUCGACUGGACCUUGUUCCGAUUAACCGCUCCGUGGGACUCAAGGCCAAGCCCACCAAGCCUGUCACCGAGGUGCUGCGGCCAGUGGUGGCCAAGUAUGGCCUGGACCUGGGCAGCCUGCUGGUGAGGCUGAGUGGAGAGAAGGAGCCCCUGGACCUUGGUGCCCCAAUAUCAAGCCUGGAUGGACAGCGGGUCGUCCUGGAGGAGAGGGAUCCAGCCAGAGGCAGAGCACCCACAGAUAAGCAGAAGGGUGCCCUGGCCAAGCCCAGCGCCGCUGCCAGCUCCCGGCCCAGAGACCGCUCAGCUACGGGAGAGGAAAGGACACUAGGCAAGUCUAAUUCUAUUAAAAUAAAAGGAGAAAAUGGAAAAAAUGCUAGGGAUCCCCGGCUUUCAAAGAGAGAAGAAUCUAUUGCAAAGAUUGGGAAAAAAAAAUAUCAGAAAAUUAAUUUGGAUGAAGCAGAGGAGUUUUUUGAGCUCAUUUCCAAAGCUCAGAGCAACAGAGCAGAUGACCAGCGUGGGCUGCUAACGAAAGAAGAUCUGGUAUUGCCUGAGUUUCUCCGCCUACCUCCUGGCUCCACGAAACUCCCCCUCUGCACCCUAGCUGCGGGCAAAGGCUUUAGUAAGAGACCUGAAACGACAGGCCACAGCAGGGAGAAGGCAUCACUUCCUAGCGACAGCCCGGCCACCAGCCCCGGCUCCACCCAAAGCACCAGCUCAGCCCAGAGCCCUGGCUCGGCCCAGAGCCCUGGCUCAGCGCACAGCCCUUCUGGGCCUCGUGGGGCCAGCCCACUUGGGCAGAAGGUGCAGGAGGGCCCUACCCAGGUCUGGAGGAGGAGGCAGUCUCAGGAAGUCGAAGACGGGGGCAUCCAGACAGAGGACGAGUCCAGGGCUGACCUGACCCUGGUGGGGGAGGGGGACAUCAGCAGCCCCAACAGCACGUUGCUGCCGCCGCCCCCGAGUCCCCAGGAUGCACCGGGACCUCUGAGACCAGGAGGCAGGGCCCGUGGCAGCCAAGGCCUCCCAGUCAACAGGAUCUUCGACGUGGACCUUGCUGCUGGCAUGGCGCCCAGGGUAUGGCCAGGCCCCAGGAGGGCAAGGCCAAUGAGGCCCCCAGCAUCAGACUGCCCUGGCCAGAGCCCCAGCCCUGGGGAGCCCAAGGCCAAGCUGAGCACCCACCAUGCCACGUUCGUCUGAAACUGCCUUCCCUGGCCUGGCCUGCACCUUGGCCUGCACCCUGGUGGGCUCAUCUGUGCAUCAGUGUGUGGAGUGUGCCCCUGGGGCCUUCAGGGGACACAGAGAGGACAAGUGGUGGCCUUGGCCCCUGCCAGCCCCACACUGCCUCUGGUACCCAGAUGCCACCCAAUAAAGUUUUCACAGACACCUAAA
Messenger RNA from Cavia porcellus (domestic guinea pig), 4815 nucleotides. RefSeq names its product regulator of G protein signaling 12 (gene Rgs12). Gene Ontology annotation, biological process: regulation of G protein-coupled receptor signaling pathway; signal transduction. Gene Ontology annotation, molecular function: GTPase activator activity; protein binding. Bases 265 to 4623 code for a protein of 1452 amino acids. The record is from RefSeq and is a predicted model, not a curated record. Gene Ontology annotation, cellular component: nucleus; cytoplasm; plasma membrane. NCBI's taxonomy places the organism in Eukaryota, Metazoa, Chordata, Mammalia, Rodentia, Caviidae. The transcript has 18 exons.